This is a messenger RNA of Vitis vinifera (wine grape), 1907 nucleotides long. RefSeq names its product calcium/calmodulin-regulated receptor-like kinase 1. Bases 351 to 1643 code for a protein of 430 amino acids. The record is from RefSeq and is a predicted model, not a curated record. Gene Ontology annotation, biological process: protein phosphorylation. The transcript is spliced from 8 exons. NCBI's taxonomy places the organism in Eukaryota, Viridiplantae, Streptophyta, Magnoliopsida, Vitales, Vitaceae. Gene Ontology annotation, molecular function: ATP binding; protein kinase activity.
AAAACAGCCCACACUAGUUUAUUUUUUUUACUUUUGAAAAUACUUUUUUGUGUUGGCUCUGUUUUCUGAAAGCACUUUCACUCCAGAACAGAUCGAAUUCGAAUCUCUUCCGCUCCAAACUCAAACUCUCCACUCCUGAUUCCUUUCUUUGUUCUCAUCCUUCAACUCUUUUUUCUUGGAACCCAUCUUUUGUUUCCAAAUUCUUUAAAAUACUUUCAUUGUUGUUUUUUGAAAAAAAAUAUAUAUAUAUAUAUAUCAUGUAACUGUUUCAAGUGGUGUCCCUCGCUUUUGCAGGUCUGCCAAUGGCCUUGAUGCUUGAAUAGCGAGUGCAGCGAAGCCCAAAAGGAGAGAUGAAAGGCGAGUCAUCGGGACUGAUAAUCGGGAUUUCCAUAGGGUUGGUAAUUGGAGUGCUUUUGGCUAUAUUGGCCUUGUUCUGCUUUAGAUACCAUAGGAAGCGAUCACAGAUAGGGAAUAGCAGUUCCAGGAGGGCUGCAACCAUCCCUAUCCGAUCAAAUGGAGCUGAUUCUUGUACUAUAUUAUCGGACUCCACCAUCGGUCCGGAUUCACCCAAAGCAUCUGGACGGAAUGGCAUGUCCUUUUGGCUAGAAGGAUUUAAGAGGAGUAACGUGGUUUCUGUUUCUGGGAUACCCGAGUACUCUUACAAGGAUCUGCAAAAAGCGACAUAUAAUUUUACAACAUUGAUAGGACAAGGUGCAUUUGGUCCUGUUUAUAAAGCUCAGAUGUCAACCGGUGAGACGGUUGCUGUUAAAGUGCUUGCAACUGACUCUAAGCAAGGGGAGAAGGAGUUCCAAACAGAGGUUCACUUACUGGGAAGGUUACAUCAUAGAAACCUCGUGAAUUUGGUUGGGUAUUGUGCCGAAAAGGGCCAGCAUAUGCUUAUAUAUGUCUACAUGAGUAAAGGCAGUUUGGCUUCUCAUUUGUAUGAUGAGAAGUAUGAGCCAUUGAGUUGGGAUUUGAGGAUUUACAUAGCUUUAGAUGUGGCAAGGGGCUUGGAGUAUCUUCAUGAUGGGGCUGUUCCUCCUGUCAUACACCGGGACAUCAAAUCAUCCAAUAUUCUAUUGGACCAGUCCAUGAGAGCAAGGGUUGCUGAUUUUGGGCUUUCGAGGGAAGAGAUGGUUAGCAAACAUGCAUCUAAUAUACGAGGAACUUUUGGAUAUCUUGAUCCUGAGUAUGUAUCAACAAGGGCCUUCACUAAGAAGAGUGAUGUUUACAGUUUUGGGGUAUUGCUUUUUGAACUUAUUGCUGGCCGGAAUCCUCAACAGGGGCUCAUGGAAUAUGUUGAGCUUGCAGCAAUGAAUACUGAGGGGAAAGUUGGAUGGGAGGAAAUUGUGGAUUCCCGUCUUGAUGGUAAAUUUGAUACGCAAGAACUCAAUGACAUGGCAGCUCUUGCAUACAAAUGUAUCAACCGUGUUCCAAAAAAGCGACCGUCCAUGAGGGAUAUAGUGCAAGUUUUGUCAAGGAUCCCAAAAAUGAGGCAUAGCAGGAAGCAUCAUACGCAAUCCUUGUCUAGCACAGCCAAUGACAUUGCCAUUGAUGUUGAUCAACCAGACAGUCACACUCCAGUCAGUGAACACAAGAGGGAGGAGUCCAUGGACAGCACUGCUGACACCUUUGAAGUUUAAGUGACAGUUUCUUUCAUUUUUUCAUUUUUUCUUUCCUUGUUUUUCAGUUUUGUUUGCUUUGUGACAGAAGGGUAGCAUAGCUGCUGUAGCUUGGAGUUCUGCUUGAGUGAGUGAGAAUUCAGUUCAGUUUCCCUUGUAACCAUCUCUUGUAACAUAAUACAUUCUCUUUCUCUCCCUUUUGCUAGAUUGACAGAUCCCAAAUUCUUGUAUAUUAAUACUAGAGAAAUGGAAAUGAAGGAAAAAUAGCCUUUCUUUCUUUCUGUA